Messenger RNA from Zingiber officinale, 920 nucleotides. RefSeq names its product transmembrane protein 230-like. NCBI's taxonomy places the organism in Eukaryota, Viridiplantae, Streptophyta, Magnoliopsida, Zingiberales, Zingiberaceae. The record is from RefSeq and is a predicted model, not a curated record. Gene Ontology annotation, cellular component: endomembrane system. Bases 317 to 655 code for a protein of 112 amino acids. The transcript is spliced from 3 exons.
ACAGAAAGGGUUCGCGAGGGUGCUGCGAAAUUGCUAUCUUCCCGUGAAAGGCGAGCAUUUCUCCUCCUCCUUCUUCUUCCUUUCCGAUCCGCGUUCUUCAUCCAGCCUCUCAGAUUGAUCUUCUCUGUGGCCAGAUCUGGUGAGGGCUGGUUGUUUGGAGGAUUGCGUUCUUUCCUACGGGAUAAGCGGAGGUGGGCAGGCGGCCGUGCCGUGCCGGUGAAACGACAUAGCUUCUGGUGAUCAAGGCUGGACCUUGUGUUGAUCCAGUGGGCUAAGUCAUUGCUAUCAAGGGAAUUAUCUAAGUAGGUGUAUUGUCAUGGCAUCAAGGCGUCAUGUUAGGUACUCUCCUCUUGCUGCAGACGAGGAUGAUGAUCACGUGACAGAAGACCUUCGUUUUGCCUACAACCCCAGGGCCCUUGAUAGAGUUCCAUGGAAAUCAGUGUUCCUUGCACUUUUUCUCCUGGCUCUCGGGAUGCUGCUCCUUAUUCUUUCAGUCUUCAUCUUUACAGGCCAUAUGGAGGGUGAUCAAUCCCAAGCAUAUGGCCUCUUGACUCUUGGUGUCCUUGCAUUUCUUCCGGGUUUCUAUGAGACUCGGAUUGCAUAUUACUCUUGGAGGGGUGCACCAGGGUAUCGGUUUUCUGCCAUUCCCAGCUAGUCAUAAUGUGACAUCAUAAAGCUUGGUAACACGAUGCUUCAUACAAACGACAUUUUGAUCUUGAUCUCUGUUGACAUUGUAGCUUGCUAUGCAAUUUCUAGUUGCCGUUGUGAUCUUAUAGUGAAAAGAAUUUUCUCUAUAUUUGUUAUACAUCAUAUUGCAUAAAAUUUUCAAUGUCGAUAAAUGCAUGUUAUGACAUUGUGAUCUUGUAGUGAAGAAUUCGUCUAUGGGUUUGUUAAUCACCUAGUAGAUCCAUGUUUUGUUA